AUGGGAUCAGAGAACAGGCAGCAGGAGACCAGCUUCCCCUCUUCUUCCCAUGCUUUGCUUGCUGUGGCUGGGUGGAGUAGAGGGAAAGAGAAAAAGAAGAAUAACUUCUUUGCUGCCAGUUCUCAAUCCCACACAGAGAUCACAAGGAAUAAUCCCCUUUAUAUGAACUGCCAGCUGCCUGGGAGAUCUGAUUGCCUCCUGCUGCUGCUGCUGAAUGGCUGCCUAGCCAAGAUGGAUGGAUCUGAAGAACUAGCAUUGUUCAAGUCCUUUCUGGAGAAGUCUGAUAUUAAAAGAUCCUUUCGAAAUGGGGUUGGAUCAGGAAUUAAAAAAACCUCCUUUCGUAGAACCAAGUUAUAA
Molecule: messenger RNA, 357 nt
Organism: Candoia aspera
Lineage: Eukaryota; Metazoa; Chordata; Lepidosauria; Squamata; Candoiidae
Gene: NPS
Product: neuropeptide S
Biological process (GO): positive regulation of synaptic transmission, GABAergic; neuropeptide signaling pathway; positive regulation of action potential
Cellular component (GO): extracellular region
Source: RefSeq, a predicted model, not a curated record